AUGGCCCUGUUCUACCCCAUGGCUGUGGGCCUCAACAAGGGCCACACAGUGACGAAGAAUGUCAGCAAGCUGAGACAGAGGCGGUGCCGCGGGCACCUCACCAAACACACCAAGUCUGUGUGGGAUAUGAUCCAGGAGGUGUGCAGCUUCGUGUCCUAUGACACCGGCGUGCCACGGAGCUGCACAAAGGACAAGGACAAGCCCGCACUCAAGUUCAUCAAGAAGAGGGUGGGCACGCACAUCCGUGCCAAGAGAAAGUGGGAGGAGCUGAGCAAUGUGCUGGCAGCCAAGGAUUGA
Molecule: messenger RNA, 297 nt
Organism: Arvicanthis niloticus (Nile rat)
Lineage: Eukaryota; Metazoa; Chordata; Mammalia; Rodentia; Muridae
Source: RefSeq, a predicted model, not a curated record